Molecule: messenger RNA, 2377 nt
Organism: Mizuhopecten yessoensis (Yesso scallop)
Lineage: Eukaryota; Metazoa; Mollusca; Bivalvia; Pectinida; Pectinidae
Exons: 4
Coding region: 448-1542 (364 amino acids)
Source: RefSeq, a predicted model, not a curated record
UCACAGUGCGCUUACCGAGUACAGCGCCAGUAUAUAGAGACAACCUGUUCUCUCAGCUUGUAUGAGAAUGUGUCUUUGCAUGUUACAAAGACUUCUUUAUGUUAUGUUUUCGUUUUAAUAGCGUCGCCAUGGUAAUAUGGUCAUGUAAUCUUCGUUGAGUGUAAUGGUUUGCCCACUAUCAGUCAUAUUGAGUUUCUGUGUACAGGUAGGCAGCACACUUGCCUCGCCACCAGACCAAGCCGACAUUACUCUGUGAUGGAACUGUUAGUAGUCUGCCACUGUGUGUAUCGUGUUGACGGGAUCUAACCUGUGAUAAAGAUACCGGACAGAGAGGGCAAACCAUUGAUCUGGCUUGGGGAUACACAUGGCGACCAUUCAUAAGUAUGGUAAAAAAUUACUGGGACUUAUUUGGGACGUCGGUCAACUAACUGAUGAGAACCUGUGAUAAUGAGUUCCAUGAUAGAUGAUAAUGAAAACCCAUCGGGAGGAAAUGAUUCUAAAGACAACACAACAAAAGAGGAAAUGGAGGCGACUGCUGUUAGUAACGAUGAGUUUGUCGAACAACACAGAGAAGUUCCGAACGUGCAUCAACAAAUCAACGAGAGUUUUUCGGAACAAAGUUAUCAGCAGUUGCAAGCAAAGCAAACAGUUAACGAAACAAAGAAUAAUGAUACACUGGUAUCGUCUGAUCUACCUGAUGGUUCUACGGAUACAAUUGACCAACACAAGAACAGCGGUGACCAAAGUGAAAAGGACCAAGACAUUCAAGAAAAUAAUACCGAUUAUAAGAAUUUACAAAUCAUGCAACAAUCGGAAUCUACGUAUUUCGGAUCACCUAAAAAGCUAUUGACAACCGAUAUUGUGCAUGAGAAAUCAUCAUCUCUGAGUGAUGUACAGACUACAAAUAUAUCUACGUCUAUAGAAACAGGUGAUAAUUUAGAUGCAAAGUCAGACCAUCCCACCCAGACAUUGCCUGAAGCCCACUCUACACCCCAACAACACUCGAACGGAUUACCGGUAGCAGAUGCUGUACCGCAGCCUAGCAAGGCACACCCGAGGGGUAUUUUAAAAAACACGAAAUCGGAGCCCGUGAUUGUUAUAAGUGAGCCGAUUGAGGCAAUCAAGCAUUCUGAUUCGACGGGUUUAAUAGAGAUCUCACGACCGACGUGGCCUAAACACGGCAGGAGAAAGUUCUUCAAUGUCAGCACAAGUGCCAAUUACUUCAGAACUACCCAAGAGUUUGUAAACCCAGCAUUUGAACUGGAUGAAAACAUUCCGUCCGAUUCCAAACUCUCAGACCUUGUAGAACUUGUGAUGAAGCAACAGUCUGAUCAAAACAGAUACGUGCAUCCAUUCGGACAGAGCAACGUGUUCUUUAACGACACGCCGACGUCCAUACAGAACACGGAAACAGUCGUCUUCUGGCUUAUCUUCGUAAUCAUGCUGGUCGGCUUAGCUGGUGCUAUAAUCAUCAUGGCAGAAAUGUUCCGACUGGAUAUGCUCGCGACCAAAGCCUUGAACAGCACAACAGUUUCCAGUUGAGGCAGUAUGGACUGUUUACAUUAGUUUGACAACGAAUCACUCACGUCCAUAUGGCUCGAAGUCCCUUUCCGGAUUUUAUCGAUGUUUUUUGAAAGCCAUAAGAGGCAACCGGAAUAUGCUGUGUUUACCUACGUGUGGUACGGGUCCUUACGACACCACUUCUUGUACAACGCAAGAUAAACGACGUGUACAGACACCAAUCACAAAAUGGAAGGAAUUGAUUUAUAAUCAUCUUUUUCUCCUCCCUAUAUGCACGCCGGAGGGAUUAAUUACAUUUUUUCUUUCCGUAUAUGCACGCCGGAGUAGAUAGCGGAAGUUUUCUAAACACUCAUUUGUAAUAUAUUUUCAUACCAUGAUAUUGGAAGCUUUCGAUGUCAACUUUCAUCAUAAUGUGCCAUUUUAUCUUCAUAUUCACCAGUGUGGAUACAAAAUAAAACUGCAUGCAUGUAUUGGUUCCCCCAGUCAUUUACAUUGUAUAACAUAUGUCGUGAAUUAACAUGAUGAAAUACAUUAGUUCACAAUAUGAAUUCUUCAAGUCAAGUUUUCUGUUAAAUGUACCGGAAAAGUUGCUCUUGGAAUCUCAGUAAGUGUAAAAUUGCAUGUCGUGGGGAAUGAGAUUUAAUUGCAUUUACAAUUGGUAAGCGGAUUACAAAUCUAUUAAAGACCAUUUUUAUAUUGGAAAUAUGUGGUUGUCAUUUGCAUUUAAAGAUAUAAUGCCUGCCUAUUCUGCUUUCUGAUUUGGUCUUAAACAGCAUGGGAUGAGUGUACGACGUAGUAUGCUCAAAUUGAAUGCGACAGGUAUGGCUGAUAUGUCUGGUAUGUCAGGUAUGUCUGG